Talaromyces marneffei is the source of this 2577-nucleotide messenger RNA. RefSeq lists its product as uncharacterized. The transcript has 3 exons. The record is from RefSeq and is a predicted model, not a curated record. Bases 1 to 2577 code for a protein of 858 amino acids. Gene Ontology annotation, cellular component: endoplasmic reticulum; Golgi apparatus. NCBI's taxonomy places the organism in Eukaryota, Fungi, Ascomycota, Eurotiomycetes, Eurotiales, Trichocomaceae.
AUGUCCAAUGCGCAGCAGACAAAAUCCAGAUGGGGUGUCGGGGCCUUGCUGCAGCAGGCGGUCUCCGGGGUAGAAUCUCGACUGGAUACAAUCCUGGCAAAUGAUGACGAGCCACCGAAAACGUCUGGACAGAAACUUGAUGAUGCAGCUACGAAGUCUACUUUAACCGCCGCAAAACUGACCGGAGUUACUCGGACCGCCUCUACAGCUCGCAAGAAUGAUCGCCUGCAAGAACGUCUUGCGAGAGCUGUAGCUAAAUCGCAGAGCCCGGCAAUGUCUGGUAGCCCCCGAUCGUCUAUUGAUGUGCCCUCUCGUUCGUCGACACCGUUACAAAGUACAGAAACCCGCGCCAGUCUAGACAGCACAAGAACGAGUUUAGAUCAAAGUGUAUCCGGAGUUCGCGACAGUGAAGCAAUCACCGUUACUGUGACCAGAGGCAGUCUUGACUCGGGCAGUCAGCCGCGAACUUCCAAGGAUUUGUCGGUGGUUGAACAUAUCUCAGCUGAAAGCAAUCAAGAAUCCGGAAGCGAAAUGCCAGAAAUUGUCGAGUCGCAAGUAGCAGAUGUGGCAACCAAAGAAGACGCUUUCGAUCCUUCGAAUAUCGAUGUCCAACCUGAUUCUACAAAUCCGCCUUCUCCGCCGACACCUGAUCAAUUUGAGGAGCUAAGGGCUGAACACCAAGCUGCGGAAUCUAGAUGGCAAGAAGAUAUGCACGAAUACAUCGAAAGAAUAGAUGCUUUGCAGUCUAAAUUAAAGUACUUGGCUAAAGAAGCCGCGGAGUCUGCACGCGACGCAGCGUCGGCGGCAAAACCCGGCAGCAUCGAAAAGCAACUUUCAGAAAAGGAUGAGCGCAUAGCAUUGCUACUUGAAGAGGGGCAGAAACUGUCAAAAACAGAGUUAGACAACCGAACGGUCAUCAAGAAAUUGCGGCAGCAGUUGGCGGAAAGCAAUAAACAAGAAACCGACUUGAAGCGACGCACAGCUAAGCUAGAACGAGACGUUAGUGAUGCAGAAGCACGAGCAAAACGAGCAGAGGCAUCCGAGAAGAAAGCACAGGAAAGCCUCAACUCGCAAUCAAGAGCCUCCAAGGACCUCGAGUCUAUCACGGCUGAACGGAAUGCAUUAACAUCGACAGUGGAAGAACUGAAAAGCCAACUGGCUAGAGCAGUCACUCGCGCUGAAGCAGCAGAAUCAAGAGCCCAGGCCGAAGUUGUGGAACACUCGAAACGUCGAAUCACCGAACUAGAAGAUGAUCUGUCAAGCGCAAAGAUAGAACGAGAACUCAGCGAGGAGAAACUGCGAAGAGAGAUCCGAAGUCUGCAGGAUAAUCUUGGGCGAGAGAAGGAGAAUGCUCAUUUAUUAGAGGCUGAACUCAAGAGCGAACAAUCAGUGUUGGAAAGCAAGAUGGAGAGUCUGCGUUCAAGGGCGGAGGAGGUGUCCUCAAGUACGGCUGGAGAGACACAGGCUAAAUUACUUCGUCAAAUCGAGACAUUGCAGACUCAGUAUGCUGUUGCCAGUGAAAAUUGGCAAGGUAUUGAGAGCUCUCUAAUAUCAAGGUUGAACGGAAUGGAAAAAGAGCGUGAUGAAAUUGCCCGCAAAGAGGCAGAUUUACGACGAAAAACUCGGGAAGUGAAUAUCAGAGCCAAAAAGGCAGAAGAUGAGCUUGAAACUGCAAAUGAGACGAUCGCGGACCUAGACCGCUCGCUUCAAGAGACCAAGCAGCAAUUGCAGAAACUUCAGCAACGGGUGGAAAAGUCAGAAGAAGAGCUCAACGCCGUUCGAAAGGAAUUAGCAGACAAGGAAAAGUCUGUAGAAUCAUUCUGGGCUCAGAAGCUUGAAGAAGAAAGGGCAAGAUGGAGAGAACAAGUCGCGUCGCCGCCACCCUUCCUUCAAGAGCCACGAACAGUGUCACCUGUGGCUUCGAGCCGUAGAUCCACUGGCCUUGAUCCUCUUUCCAUUGAUAGCCGUCCACUAAGCCGCCGUUCAUCCACUCUGCCAUCUCAAGUAGAUAUAGGGGCUCCUUCACGCACGAACUCAUUCCCAUCGUUUCAGGGUAUGGGCUCACCCCAUGCAUCGAAUGGUCUUCCCAACCCCCACUUGUUGGGCGCACCACCUAUCCACACAUUGGAGCCAGAGGAAUAUUAUAGCGGGACACCCGCCACGCCAUCUGCUUAUGGGGCGCAGACAAGCCACUCCCGCGGAAAUGGCAUCAACGAGAUCAUCUCGGUCUCCACUGUUGGAGCUGGCCCGUCUGUGCAGCUUGUUGAACGUAUGAGCGCAACUGUCCGACGGCUUGAAAGUGAACGGGCUGCAACAAAGGAUGAGCUCGAGCGUAUCACAGCACAGCGAGACGAAGCUAGAAAGGAAGUUGUCGAACUCAUGCGAGAAUCCGAAGAUAAGCGUAAAGCCGAAUCGCGCAUCGAAGAAUUGGAAUCGCAGGUUGCAGAACUAGAUCAGCGCUAUCAAACCACACUAGAGCUUCUUGGGGAGAAGAGCGAGCAAGUUGAUGAGCUGCAAGCCGAUAUUGCGGAUCUCAAGAAGAUAUAUCGAGAGCUGGUUGAUAGUACCAUGAAAUGA